CUCGAACCAAACCAUGAGUGCUUGUCUUCGUUUCACUCGACGGGUCUGGAAGUCAUUCCUGGAUAAUAAAGGUCAUGAUGCUCAAUGUUUCCCGAAUCUAAACAUUCACCGUGCUCAUCCUGGCACCCUUGAGGCCUCUUUGAAGAUUGAGCCCUAUAAUGUCAAUAGAGUCGGGACUGUCCACGGCGGACUCAUCAUGUCUCUGACGGACACCAUGGGAUCUCUUGCACUCGCCACGAAAGGCCAAUACAUGACUGGCGUUUCUACCGAUCUUGCGGCUACCUUCGUGAAGCCAGCAGGUAAACCGGGAGACAUCCUAAACAUGGCGGCCACGGUGACUGGAAUGGGUAAAUCUCUGGCGUAUACGCGAGUGGACUUCACGAAUCCUGCCGGUGAUCUGGUUGCCUUCGGUCACCACACGAAGUACAUCGGCAAAUCCGUUGGUCAUGCGGACAAUGUCAAGUUCUCUGCAGACGGAGAGACGGUCAUUGAGGGCAAGGAUGUUGAUUAAUAGUUUCAUCGUACAGAGACGGAACGCGUGGAUUGUUCGGACUAUUUCUGAGGCUGGAACUUGCUCGGAGUAUCCUCCUAGAUAGCUUCGCAAUAACCUAGAAAGAAUUGUUAUAUGCGAAUAAACAUGCGCGAUGGUCGUGUUGUGUGGCGA
Messenger RNA from Stereum hirsutum FP-91666 SS1, 664 nucleotides. Its product is annotated as Thioesterase/thiol ester dehydrase-isomerase. The transcript has 9 exons. Lineage: Eukaryota; Fungi; Basidiomycota; Agaricomycetes; Russulales; Stereaceae. Gene Ontology annotation, molecular function: fatty acyl-CoA hydrolase activity. The coding region runs from base 14 to 511 and encodes 165 amino acids. The record is from RefSeq and is a predicted model, not a curated record.